Messenger RNA from Pseudoliparis swirei, 3334 nucleotides. RefSeq names its product epsin 3b (gene epn3b). The transcript has 11 exons. Bases 149 to 1945 code for a protein of 598 amino acids. Lineage: Eukaryota; Metazoa; Chordata; Actinopteri; Perciformes; Liparidae. The record is from RefSeq and is a predicted model, not a curated record. Gene Ontology annotation, molecular function: clathrin binding; phospholipid binding. Gene Ontology annotation, cellular component: clathrin vesicle coat; endosome; plasma membrane. Gene Ontology annotation, biological process: endocytosis.
UGACCGAGAAGAGGAGCCUUCUUUGCCAUAGCACCCCCCCUCUCCUCUCCUCCUCCAGACCGCCCUUUCAGCCGCUCUCUUCGACCUGUUGAGUGGGUUUUUUUACUUUCCACUUUCUAUUGCUCCGCAUCCUACAUCACCUGUCGUCAUGACAACCUCAGCCCUGCGCCGGCAGGUGAAGAACCUCGUGCACAACUAUUCAGAAGCAGAGAUCAAGGUUCGCGAGGCCACCUCCAACGACCCAUGGGGCCCGUCCUCGUCUCUCAUGUCAGAGAUCGCUGACUUGACCUUCAAUGUGGUGGCGUUUGCCGAGGUCAUGGGCAUGGUGUGGAAACGCCUCAACGACAGCGGCAAGAACUGGAGGCACGUCUACAAGGCCCUGACUCUGUUGGAUUACCUGCUGAAGACCGGAUCAGACAGAGUGGCCCAACAAUGCCGGGAGAACGCCUUCACCGUUCAGACGCUACGCGACUUCCAGUACAUGGACCGCGACGGCAGAGAUCAGGGCGCCAACGUGAGAGAGAAGGCCCGCCAACUGGUGUGCCUCCUCCGGGACGAGGAGCGCCUCCGCCAGGAGAGGAGUCAGGCCCUGAAGACCAAGGAGCGAAUGGCUGGGGGAGGCAGUGGAGGAGGCGGGGCCGGGGGGGGCGUCGUGUAUGGAGGCAUCCCUCCGUCUUACCAUCCAGGCAGGCGCACAAGCCAGCCCAGCAUGGCUGUGCUGUACGGGGAGGAGUUCAGCCGCUCCAGAGGCUCUCCCUCCUCCUUUAACUCCUCGUCUUCGUCGCCUCGCGCCGCGUCCGACCUGGAGCAGGCCCGACCACAGACCAGCGGCGAGGAGGAGCUGCAGCUCCAGCUGGCGUUAGCCAUGAGCAGGGAGGAGAGUCAGAAGGAGCAGUGCUGUCGUCAAGGAGACGAGUCUCUGUUACAGAAGGCCCUGGAUGAGAGCAGGAGAGAGAGCCAGUCAGGGACAGAGGAGUCGGCCAUGCUGGACCUGGUGGACAUCUUUGGCCCCUCAUCAGGGGACCCGCGUCGGCCGAGUGACCCGUGGAACUCUGCACCGCCCACCGAUGACAUCACCUCUGACCCCUGGGACUCUGUAGCGGUCCACUCCAGCACUCCUGUGAUUGGUAGCCCUUGGACGGCCCCUCCCUCAUCCUCCAAUGCGUCCAACCCCUGGGCGCCACGCACGGAUCCCUGGGAAGCAGCGCCGGUCUCCUCCAGUCCCGUCAAUCAUGCGUGGAACAGCCCGACGGACGGAGGUGGUGAUGGGACAGAUCCGUUCGCGGAUUGGAAAGAGGAGAACCCUCGACAGGAGAUUCCUCACGUGUCCUCCCCUCAACCUGCUAGUCCCACAGAUGCAGAGUUGUUCGGAGUGAAGGAAGACGAUUCUGACCCAUUUGCUGGAGAAGAUUCCAGCCCAGAUCCAUUUGGGACUGACCCUCCGAUGAAAGCCCUGGUAAACGGACGAGAGUCGUCCAGCCCGGAGAUGUUCGACCUGACCCGGCUGGCACCCCCGCUCAGCGGCCCGGCGACGCGCGUGUGUCGAACCCCAGAGGCCUUCCUGGGACCGACGGGGGCCUCGUUGGUCAAUCUAGACGCUCUGAUAAGCUCCAACCCCCACAGCAAGAUGCACAACAACCCCUUCCUCUCAGGUCUGAGCGCUCCGUCUCCCACCAACCCCUUCCGCUGCGACCAGCCUCGGCUCACCCUCAACCAGAUGCGACCGUCCUCUACAUCCCCGAUGCCCCCCCACAUGCUCUCUUACAGCCCGUCGCUGCCUCUCCCUCUGGCCCGUCAUGCUCCCAGCCUCCCCUCCUCUUUCACACAACCUCCCGCCGGACUCCUGGACCUUCCCUCCAACCUCCCGCAGCCCCUGCUCCCCCUCUCUCCUCGCCCGGCGCAGCGCUCCCAGUCGCAGACACACAGCCACAACCCCUUCCUCUAGGACCGCCUGCAUCGUUCAUGGGCCGGCAGAGCGAGACGACAGAAUGGAUUCUUUUUGGGGGGGGGGAUUAAUCUAUGCCGACUACAACAAGACUAUUUUAAAUGAGCCUGAACUGGAUCCUGGUCUGGUGUCAUUGUGCACACUCGAAGCCGUCAAAACUCGGACUGGAUGUAUUUGUGUCUGUCUAAAGCCACACCAGCUGCUAAAUACCCUGAACUCUUGAAGAAAAGCUAACACACACACAAAUACACACACACACAGGCAGACUCAGGCAUACUUAAAGGUGCAGAGACUCAAACAUGCACACACCAUCAAACUAGCAGGGUGUAUGUAUCUCAACCGCCCCUUUUAUGCCUUUCCCUAUCAACAGUGACGACCCCCUGAGCACCCUCUGACCACAGAGCCAGACCUGUUCCUUUAGAAGACCGUGAUGAAGCCACUUCAUUUGAUUGUGCACUAAGAGUCACAAGGAUCCGAACCGCUGCUGCAUCACCGACGAAAGCAUGAAUGCAUCCCGACCCCGAGACUCCAAACUAUUCUAUUCUGCUGAGCACUAGAGACUAGUCCUUCAAAUAAAUCCUCUAUUUUUUUCCUAAUGAGUCCAAUAGUAUCUUCAGAGAAAGCCUGGACGUGUGUUACUGUUAGAUUCAAGACCUAACAGACUCACGUAUCCCUCCCUACAUAUACACAACGAUAUCUAUUUUGCAUUACCUUGUGACCGAGCGAGUAUCUUGUCCUAUAUUUACUUUGUGGUCGUAGCCCCAAAUGGAUCCAGUUGGUUUCAAACUGGACUAAACUACACCCUACUGUCUCAAUCUGGACCUGAGCCGCUCACUGAUUGUAUCUGACCCGCGUGCCUGUCUCUACAGCUGACCCACAAUGCAUUUUCCCGGCUGGUUCAUAUUGGAGGACCUCAGGGAGACUGCUCCGUCCCUCCUUCAGUGAAAUUCCACCUUAGUGAAUGGAGAGGCGUUCGUCCACAGAUAAAACGGGGCAGAUAUGAGCAUAAAAGUGAGGGGCGACGUGAACAGAUUAAGGAUUAAUGAAAAUAGAUAAGAUACAAAUGAUUACAGAUGAUGAACUGAUGUAUUGGUUAGAAGUAGCUCCUUUCCUCUGCUCCGUGUUCACUUCUGUGUGAGGGACAAGAGAAUCCGACUCCGAGAUGUUUGGUCAUCACUGAACCUGAAUGUGAAAUGCCUGCUCAUAGAUACACGCAGGCGUAGUACAUAUGUAUUUAACAGAAUGAUACCCAUAAAGUAUUAUGCCAAUAAAUGAAUGGUGUUUAAAUUAUAAUUUAUAAAGUCUUCAUAUGAUUUAUUGAUGAAUUAUUGAUUAUUAUUGACUGUUUGUGCUGUUUUAUCACUGAGCAUUAUAUCAUUGUUAUUAUGA